AUGGGUUUGUUCAGACAUAAAGACAAAACUCGUCCCGAGCCGCCUCCGGUAGCUCCUCCAAUUCCCUCAGAGGAAGAAAAUAGGGUACUGAAUAAUCGCAAUAAUGAUUCUUUCAGAAGUAGCAAUAUAUCGAGCGCAGAUACUCGGAUAAACCAAAAUUCAAACCAAAAUCCUGGAACUACGACAACCACUACCACUACAACUACCACAAUUCAUAAUGAUGGUACAACACAAACUCAUACCCAUCCAUAUGACCCUUCAAUUGACCCUCCUCCUGCAUCCUCAACCACUUACCCAUCGAAUGAACCACCACUACUAGCAAAUGAAACUUCCCAACAACCUCAGACAUCCAUACCCUCAGAAGGAGAACCUUCGCUUAGAAGAAAUAGCACUGGUGGCGGCCGGAUCAUCCCCGAACGUUCACCACUCCGAAACUCCAAUCCCGUGCCUCCCCUCAUGCUAGACCAAACUACCGACCCUCAAACCCCCAAUCUAGCAAACGCCACUAGCACCAGCAGCAAUCCCCAAACUAUUCCCCAAUCCAACCAAAACAUCCACAACCAAAACCCAACCACAGAAACCACUCCCACUAAUCCACCCCGAAUGCCAAUCAACGAGCAACAAACACCCAGCAGCCCCACCAAAUCCAACGUCAAUUUCUCCCGUCCAGGAGGUAAACGAGAAAAUAUCGUGAAUGCCGCACGGGGUAUACAUGGAGCAGGCGAAGCGCUAAGAGGAAGCGUGAAUUCGGCUAUUGCUGAGGGAUUUGGAGAUCAGAAAGAUUUGGAGCAGAAUCAAGUGGUUAAAGCGCAGGGUAUGAGGGAUUUUACCAAUAGUGGAUUUAGGGAGAAGGCGGGAAAUAGAUUGAGGAGGAGAAGUCGGGGGAUUACGAAUGAAAAUCGGGUUGGCGUUGUGGGGGAGAGGGUUUAG
Sclerotinia sclerotiorum 1980 UF-70 is the source of this 930-nucleotide messenger RNA. RefSeq lists its product as hypothetical. NCBI's taxonomy places the organism in Eukaryota, Fungi, Ascomycota, Leotiomycetes, Helotiales, Sclerotiniaceae. The transcript is spliced from 2 exons. The record is from RefSeq and is a predicted model, not a curated record. The coding region runs from base 1 to 930 and encodes 309 amino acids.